Molecule: messenger RNA, 1108 nt
Organism: Salvelinus fontinalis (brook trout)
Lineage: Eukaryota; Metazoa; Chordata; Actinopteri; Salmoniformes; Salmonidae
Exons: 5
Coding region: 45-959 (304 amino acids)
Source: RefSeq, a predicted model, not a curated record
UGGAAUCUUCUCGUCUCAAUCGAGGAAAGACGGACAGAGACAACAUGAAGAUGCAGAUGUUGGUGGUGUUGGCUGUAGCAGCUUUGGUCCCCAGUCUGUCUGAGGGACGGAUCCUCUCCAAAUGUGAGCUGAAGAACUUGUUGGAGAAGGAGGCCCUCAAAUUCAAACUGACUGGGCCAGCCGGAGUGAAGAACCUGACAAACAACGAUUUUGUGGCUAAAAUCGUCUGUCACGUGGAGAAGGCCUCCGGUUUCAACACCAGUUUUGUGACUGCUUGGAGGGAUGAUGACGGCCCUGAUGUCCUCCCUACCCGCCCUGCUAAGGUUAAUAACCGCCAUCGCCCUGAGCCCCCUCCUAAGAGGGGUAAGAGACACGCCGGGGAUGAUGUUGACCCUACCCACACUGCUAACAAUGAUAACCAUCCUACCCGCCCUAACUUUCUUACCCUUUCUACCCGCCCUACCCUUUCUACCCGCCUUGAGCCCCCUCCUAAGAGGGGUAAGAGACACGCCGGGGAUGAUGUUGACCCUACCCACACUGCUAACAAUGAUAACCAUCCUACCCGCCCUACCCAUCCUACCCGCCCUACCCGCCUUACCCUUCCUACCCGCCCUGAGCAGCCUCCUAAGAGGGGUAAGAGACACGCUGGGAAUCACUUCACCUCAGGAGAGGAAAACUCCAGCGAAGAAGAGACCAUGGGAACCCUCUACGGCUUGUUUCAGCUGAGCGAUCGUGUGAUUUGUUCCUCGGGCUCCACUCCAUCGCUGAACCUUUGCCAGAUGAACUGCAGUGCUUUGAUUGACGACGACAUAAGUGAUGACUUAAACUGUGUGGAGACUAUCAGACAGACAAUGGAAAGUGGUCGCGUUCAAACAAUGGCUCUAAAGAGAAUGAUCAAGCUGCUCUUCCAGAAGGAAUGUGUCGCCACGGUGGCCUCCAGCUACUUCUCCAAGUGUUGAAGUGUUGAUGUUAGACCACAAUCCCCCAAUUGCAAAAAGAUCCGAAUUGGGCUGCCUGUGUUAAUACAGCCACAGUGUGUAACAAUUAGUUCUCAUCAGCUUCAUGUUCACAAAGUACACCGGAAUAGAAUGUAGCAUGUAGAAAGAAU